AUGGCGCCGCCUCUCUCGUCCUUCGACGUCUUCGGUCGCGACAGCGGCUUGUUUCAUGAGCUCGAUGCCCGCGACCUCCAAAACCCGACGCGCACGCAGCAGAUAACCCUGGGCGUCAUCGGCGCAUACGUCGUCGCCAUCGCCAUUCUGUGGAACGUGCCCUACGUCAAGAUGAUACUCUGGCCCUUCAAGAUGCUCGUCAUCGCCUUUCACGAGUUCGGCCACGCCAUCACCGCCGUCCUGACGGGCGGCCGCGUCAAGUCAAUCAGCCUCGACCCCAACGAGGGCGGCGUCACCCACAUGCAGGGCGGAAUCAGCGCCAUCACCCUCCCGGCCGGCUAUCUGGGCUCUUCCAUCAUCGGCGCCCUGCUCACCUUUUGCGGCUUCAACAUCGUCGCCUCCAAGAUUGCCAGCAUCGUCCUCGGCGUCUGCUUCCUCCUCACCCUCUGGUGGGGGAAGCGCGACUGGCUUACCGUCCUCACCGUUCUUUCCGCUGUCGGUCUCCUCAUCGGCUGCUGCGUGUGGGACAUCUGCGACGACCUGAUUCUGCGCAAAGUCAACUCGUCCGACGCCAGCGUCUUUGCCAAACGCUACGGAGGCUCCUCGCAGUGCUGGGGGGUGAUUUGGUCCAUUAUCUCGGUCCUUGUCAUGGCCGUCGGCAUUGUCGCCGGCCUGGCCGCCUUUUCGCAGUCUUUCGAGCAGCAGCAGGAGGACUCGAAGCACUUUAUCCCGACGUAG
Molecule: messenger RNA, 738 nt
Organism: Hirsutella rhossiliensis
Lineage: Eukaryota; Fungi; Ascomycota; Sordariomycetes; Hypocreales; Ophiocordycipitaceae
Product: peptidase m50B-like domain-containing protein
Exons: 3
Coding region: 1-738 (245 amino acids)
Source: RefSeq, a predicted model, not a curated record